Molecule: messenger RNA, 3827 nt
Organism: Varroa destructor (honeybee mite)
Lineage: Eukaryota; Metazoa; Arthropoda; Arachnida; Mesostigmata; Varroidae
Gene: PIG-A
Product: phosphatidylinositol glycan anchor biosynthesis class A
Biological process (GO): GPI anchor biosynthetic process
Cellular component (GO): glycosylphosphatidylinositol-N-acetylglucosaminyltransferase (GPI-GnT) complex
Molecular function (GO): phosphatidylinositol N-acetylglucosaminyltransferase activity
Source: RefSeq, a predicted model, not a curated record
UUGGAAGGGGCCGAGUCGUCGCAAGGACACAUUUUCGAUUUUUGAGGCAGGUCAGGAAAAUGAAUAGCGAUAAGUCGACUGGCCAAAUGCGCAUCGAAUGCCUUAACUGCGGCUGGAACUUUCCAUUGAUUGCUUGGCGGGCUCUCCGAUCUGACAGCUCAUCUGCUCGGGGCCGUGUUUGUCUAUCCGUCUGUCUAUACGAUUAUUGCUGUUAUCGAUCUCCAAAUGCAGUAGUCUUCAAAUUUUGGUCAAUUUACUCAAUGCUAGAGACGCGAAAGAUAGUGAACGGUGUAUUCACUUGGUUCGAGUCCGAAAAGACACAGGAUUAGACAAAGUUCGAAGUACCGUAAAACUGGAUAAACCGUUGUGAUAUGUAUGCGGUACAACGGCUUAGCAGCGCAGCACGAACAGCGACUGCUACGAAAAUACGGUCGACCGGCGUUCACCAAAAUAACAGCUCUGUGCUCCUGGCCUAUGUUUUGAUACUACUGUUACGGGUGUCCUAUUGAAGACAGCACUGACCAGUCGACGAUAAAUUUUUGACGUGUUUAUGCUUUUUGUGAUCUGUGCAUAGAAGAGUACUUUUGCUUCGGAAUGAAAGCGGAAUAGACGCGAAGAGAAAAACACUCCAGAAGAAGGCAAGAUCCUGUUAGAAGGAAAUUGAAUAAGGAAAUGACGUUAUAGAAUUUGCCAUUAGAGUAGUUUGUCGAUCUUUGUUGGAUUGUGCAAGUUAAUUUUCACACCAAACUAAUCUGCUGUCAGAAUAAACUCACAUUUCUGGUUCUCAUGAGACUGUUGCCAAAUGAGUGAGAGUCAUCGACACUUCAAAAAGCGUAUAACAAAGAACGUCCAAAUCAAAACCCAUUGCGCAUGAUUCAAUGAAUGACUUCAUUACCCGUUGUAUUGUUGCAUGAUACGCGAACAUAAAAGGAAUACCCUGAAGGUAGCGACUCAUGACAAAACCACAUAUUGCAAAGCCUUGAAUAUGCUGAAUUAUGACGUGAGCAUCACCGAAGUAAGCUGCGUCCGACUCGAUGAACAAGAUGAUUCCACUUGACAACUCGUCAUUUUCCGAUUCAACCCGCUACGAUAGGAAAGCGUUUAGCAGUCACUUCAAGUCAGUGCCAAUGUUUGGUGUCCAUGUACGUGUUUAUGCCCAAUAUUUGGACUAAACUCUGAUCUGGCUGGGGGCGUUCUCUCUGACAUUGCUGUGCAAGUCAAGGGAAGGCGUUUACGUUAUUUUAUAGUUUGCAAAUAUGCUCAUGUGAAACCGGAGGUGCCAACCGAUAUGUUCCGUGUAUGUCUACUUCAUUUUCCCCAAAGUUGAACGUGGGUUAAAUCGAAAUUAGCACGACUCGACGUCCGAACUACGGUAUUUGUAUACGUUUGGAAAGAGACGCGGUGAACUAACAGAACUUGUGAAAAGUGAAGGACCGCCUUCGCAGACUGGAAGAGUUCUUUUCCGAUAAAUUUCUUUAAUAAUACAUUUGCAAAUUCAUGUGCAUAGAAGCUGUUACCACGUAUAGUGGGACACUAGUGCUAUCAUUAUCCAGCCAUCAGUUUCGGGUUGCAAGGAAGUAAGUGGAGCAAAAGUCAGGGAGAGCACAUAAUUAACUUAAUUACGCAUAAACCAAAUAAAAAAAUAUCUACAUAAGAUUCGCAAGCCAUAGCCAUUAACGAGAUGAUCUGAUUAGUCAGUGGAUGAUCUGGGGGUGAAUGGCUUAUUUUUGAUUCGCUCAUAAUGCUGCAAUGCCAAAUUACUGGCUUUUACCGCGCCUCCUACAUCUGGCCUGAUCCAUACAUGAACCGCCGUCUAGAAGCAGCUUUCUCUGCGGCACAACUGUACUUACGUGGCCUACGUCAGAGUGCUCGUUGAUGAUGCUCAACCUAACAUAUCUUCAUUUUCAAUUGCGCCGUAUCGACAUACCGCGAUCAGCAACAAGGACUAGAAUUCCCGAAGUGAGUGACCUUGGCAGAUUGUCCUCAUUGCGGCGAACGCAAUGAGGACGUUGGGUCCAUCCAAAAUAUUAAAUACCGUUGGCGAUGGCGACAAUUCAGCUGACGAUUUACGAGCAGGUCAAGAUCGUAAAUCUCGCAAUCUUAAUCCACAAAACUACGGCGGAGGCGAUUGUGGCGUGAAGAACACAGCGACGAUAGAGUCUAGUACUCAAUACCGUAUCUGCCUCGUAUCAGACUUCUUCCACCCGAAUACCGGCGGAGUGGAAACCCACAUCUACCAACUAGCGCAAUGCCUCCUUCAGAGAGGGCAUUCAGUCAUCGUGCUCACGCAUACAUACGCAGAUCGCAUUGGCAUACGCUACCUUACCAACGGACUCAAGGUUAUCCAUAUACCAUUAUGUGUGGUUUACUGCGAGUCAGGCCUGCCGACGCUCUUUUGUCCCUCUCGUCUCAUCCGGAACAUUCUUGUGCGAGAGCGCGUCCAGAUUGUGCACUCGCACGGAGCAUUUUCAAGCCUGGCCCUGGAAACGCUUGUCCACGCCGCCUGCCUUGGUAAUAUCCGGAGCGUUUUUACAGACCAUUCUCUUUUUGGCUUCUCGGACGUGUCUGCUGUUAUAACGAACACAUUACUCAAGCUUUGUCUUCACGUUGCUGAUCAUGUUAUUUGCGUUUCCGAGGUGGGUCGGAUGAACACAGCUCUUCGAGCUCGAGUUUCCCCUGAUAGAAUCAGCGUCAUCCCAAAUGCCGUUGAAUUUGCUAUGUUUGCGCCACCGUCCGAACCUCGGCAGAGUGAAGACACUGUCAUAAUUGUCUUGUGCCGUCUCAUGUACCGAAAAGGCAUUGAUUUACUCGCUCAGGUAAUCCCAAUCAUCUGUCGCCGUCACCACGACGUUCGUUUCUUCGUGGGUGGCGAUGGGCCUAAGCGUAUUCUCCUGGAGGAGGUCCGAGAACAUUUCAAGCUACAAGAAAGGGUACUUCUUCGCGGCAAUUUGCGACACAACGAGGUGCGCGACUUCCUAGUGUCUGGAGACAUUUUUCUCAACACAUCUCUUACCGAAGCUUUCUGUAUGGCUAUUGUUGAGGCUGCAUCGUGCGGCUUACAGCGCCACACGACUUUCAACUUUCAGGUAGUUUCAACCAACGUCGGUGGCAUACCUCAUGUGUUGCCACCAGAGCUGAUCUGGUUGUGUACGCCGUCGGUGCAAUCAUUAGUAUCUGGAUUGGAACAAGCUAUUCAUGCAAAGCGUUCCGGAACUAGGAAAGUUUCUCCAAAUGAUACAAAUCGUCAGGUAUCCGAACUCUAUCAAUGGAGUUCGGUUGGUGUCCGAACGGAACAAAUCUAUCAUAAUGUCAUGUCACGGGAUAAACCGUGCAUUGCCAAAGCGAUUCAGUCACUGUUUUGUAAAGCGACUCUUUUCGAGUCUUUAUUUUUUUCUUAUGUGCUUAGCCUUUUAUAUUUAAUGUACAAACUAUUCAGCUGGGUGUACCCGCUCAACGAAGAUGAUUUUCCGAUCAUCUAUGCGCCAAAAAAUCGUCGAAAAAAAAGUGGUCACAAGAAUAAUCACCCACAGCGAUAACGAUAGUCUGCGAGAAUUAACCCUUGUGUACAGAAUCACCGGAAAAAUAUUUUGGGACCCAUAUUCACAAGACUCGCUCUUAAAGUGCCGAAGAUUGCGGAUAGCGGCAGCAAGUAGACCACUGUGAUCCAAUAUCUAUUCAUGCAUAUAUAUGUGUGUAGAUGUAAAUUAAUUUAAACAGAACGAAACAAAACCAAAAUAGUAUAUAAAUAUGUGUGUGUAUGAAAAAGUUAUGUAAUUGAAGCUGCAUUUGUAGCUGAAUAAAGUAAUAUUUGUACGUUUAUAUCAAAA